Molecule: messenger RNA, 2628 nt
Organism: Closterium sp. Naga37s-1
Lineage: Eukaryota; Viridiplantae; Streptophyta; Zygnematophyceae; Desmidiales; Closteriaceae
Source: the annotation of a GenBank genome assembly
AUGCUUCCGUCGUUCAUGGCCAAACCGUUUUGGGACAGGAUGAAAGUGGUGGCGGAGGGAGUAGGAGUGGGAGGGGGUGCCAAACACGAGGGAGGAGGCGAGGGGGGGCCACGCGUCGUGGUUGAGUACACCUACGAGGAGGAGGAGGAGAUCGAGGAGGAUACAUCGAGGCAAGCUCAGCACGGGGUGAGCGGCCCGGGCGGACAUGCGAACGAGCGCGAGGGCUCGAGCUCGGAAUCGAGUUCCGGCUCGAGCUCGAGCGAUGAGUCGGACGAGCACGACAGCGAGGGCGCAGGAGAACAUCCAGGUGGGAAGGAGCAUACGGAGGAGCACGGAGCGGCGCUCGGGGAGCGGGUGGACGAGCGAGUAAAUAUCGAGCAGCAGGCGACGGGGGGCGAUGGGGCUGUCGAGGACCAGGAGGGCGGAGCGGCUCCGCAGGAGGGUGGGGUAGGAAUGCAGGUGCAGGAGGGCGGGGCGGCUGCGCAGGAGGGUGGGGCAGGAGUGCAGCAGCAGGAGGGCGGGGCGGCUGCGCAGGCGGGUGGGGUCGGAGGGCAGCAGCAGGAGGGCGUGGCGGUUGCGCAGGAGUGUCGUCCAGGACAGGUCGCGGUAAGAAGGAGGCACCGCACGGCCAGUGGCAGCGGACAGGCGGGCCCUUCGACCGGGCUCCCUUCGACGGGAGGCCAAUCGACGUCGGCGGCUGCAUCCGGAGGGCAGGUCGUCGAGCUGCUGCAGAGGGUCGCGGAGCUCGAGGCUUCGCAGAAGAAGCUCGUCGCCGACGUAUUUGCGAAGCACAGCGUCGAAGAGCACGCUGAAGCAGUGCGACGACGCCGUCAACGGUGUCACGGAGGAGAGGAAACUGUUGGAAGGGGCGGAACGAAGCUCGACGAGAUGAGCGGGAAAAUCAUCGAGGGGGUGGCAGCCGCUAUCGCAAAAGCGAGCGAGGACGCCGUCGAGAAGCAGCUGAAGCUUGUCGAGGAGCGGACGGUCGUGCAGGGUAUUGAGAAAGCCGUCCAGGAGGACUUGUUCUACUCCGCUAUCCCGCCCGAGAGCAUGAAGGUGAUGAAGGACGUUGUGAAAGAAGGCUACAAAGAAGCUGAAGCUGGCAGAUUGGAAGUCCUCACCGAAGCGAUGGCGAGAGGGUUUCGGGGCUCGGCGGGCCCGUCGACGAGGUCGCGUCAAGAGGAGGGGGUGGCUGGUGUUCGCAGCGGGGGUGAGCGUCGAGUUCAUGAGCGCUCGAUUCCUCCUUCUUCUUCGGUGGGAGGACAUGUCGGCAGCCCAGUACCAUCCCCACCGUCGCGUGCCCGUCAUCCCGUCGGCAAGUCCGUCGAGGGCAACGAGGUCAUCGUACUCGACCAGUCGCCCCUUCAGAAGACCUCCGAAGCGGCAGCGAAGCCUCCGCCUGAUGCUUUUGCUCCGCUGCGGGACAUGCUUUCGGGCCUCGGGAAAAAGGGUGAGAAAGGAUUGGUUGCAGGGGAGAAAAGUGGCGGCCCUAUCGAGUCCGUCGCCUCAGCCGGGAAAGGAGCGGGGGAGGCAUGGGGUGCUCCCAGCCAGGUCGUCGUCGCUGGUGGGUUGCUGUCGAAGACAACGGCCGACUCUGCUGCUCAGGUCGGUGUUCCUGGUCGUCCUGUCGAGCCAGUGGGAAAGAGGGCAUUUUCCUCUGCCCUUCCCGCGGCUCAUGUCGCUGCUCCCGUCCUAGGCACCGUCCGCCUUAGCGAACCGCGUUUCCCUCCUCUUGGUCCUGCUCCUGCGUCGAAGAAAAGGCAGGCUGUGACGAAGCCGUCGAAGCGAGCUCCAGAGAGCGGUGACUUGGUGGAGAUGGGCAGCCUCCUUGGCCAAGGUCCUGUCGAGACGGCGUCUACCGUCGUUGCUGCUCGACACGAGAAGGCGAAGAAGCCGAGGGUGCUCGACUACGCCCCACCUCCUCCGCCGGACGACCAGGGCAAGACGUACUGCGCCAAAGCUCCCUUCAAAGGACCAGGCAUGAUGGUGCGGAAGGGGAAGUUCGUUUCCGAGCAGACCGUCGGAGGGAGGAAGCGGUUCCUGGGCACUUUUGAAAUGGAGGAGGACCAAAAGUUCUGUACGGCCAUCUGCUGGCGCGUGUACUUCCCCGACAUUGACCUUCAGAAGUACGAUAAGUUCACGGCGGAGGAUGAGAAGCAGUGGAAGGUCUAUCUCGAUGCAGCCGCUGGUAUGGCCACCGGCGUUUGGAGCGUGGCGCAAGAACAAGGGGAAUGUCGCUUCGAAGAGGAACUGUCCAAGGAUGAUAUUCAGAAGGAUGCCCUAGCUGCCGCUAACGCAGCGCUCUUCGCCCCGGAGACGGCGAAACGGGCUAAGGUCGCUGCCAUGGCCGCGCUCGUGUCUGUUAUUUUGCACGUGGGCACGACGGUCCCGGCCAAGCAGUGGCCCGAUCUGCUAUAUUCGACGGCUGUCCAAGGCCUCGGCUCGACUGACGCCGUCCUGUUGCAGAUGGUGCGCGUGGCAGCACAGGUCUGUACGCAAUGGUGCUGCUGUCGCUUUGCUGCCCGUUUGCUGGAGGACGCGGGCUAUGGGAGCCUGGCUAUGCCUGAAGAAAAGAGCAAGGCGAAGCAGGGCGAGGAGGAUGCUACCGAGGAGGGGACAGGGGAGUAG